AUGCAGGUUUCCCAGCCCAAUAAUGUUAAGAUCUACAACCUUUCUGCCGGAAAAUCAUUGCCAGAGGUAUUGAAGAAAGGCUUUUGUUAUAUUUUGUUCAUUUAGAAGCAGUUUGUGCUUGUAUUAAGAUUUUGCACGUGCUAAAGUAAGGCAUACAUUUAGCUAUAGUCAAUGAUCUGGAGCUACGUACACUUCGUUUCUUUUCUCUUUCUGGCUGGACUUUUGCAUCAUUGUUUGAAAAUUGAAAUUUUUUCUUUUCUUUUCUUUUUUUUAGUGGCUUUCUGAACGAAAGAGGCGGACAUUGCAAAAGAAUGAUAUUAGUAAGUUUUAAAGUCAUGCAUAGAGUCAUCUGAGAAAAUUAAUGUAAACUUAAUUUAAGCUUAAUGGUUUUCUGUAUUGAGCAGCACUCAUAAAGAUAAAGAAAGGAAUUUCAUUGACCUUAGUGGACAUGGUAAAAUUAUAAGACCUCAUUUGUAUCUUCAACUUAGGAGCAAAACUUCAAGUCAGGUGGUAAUUCUGCUUACCUUUGCCACUGAAAACAAUACUUUUCCUGUUGUUGUUUUUUGUUCCCCGAUUGUGAUGCUUUGGAGAAACUUGUAUUUUCAUUAUUAGAUAUCAGAAGAAGAAUUGAGCUUCUUCAAGAUUUUGAGAUGCCAAUUGCUUCUACAAAUAUCCUUGUUUCUUCAGACAAACAGUACAUUAUGUCAUCAGGUGAGGUUUGGCCAGGUUGUCAUAAAUUCAAAGAUUCAAUUUCUCCCUAACUUUUUUCUUCGCAAGGUUGAUUUUGCCCUUUACCCCUACCGACUGGACAAGAUUACUUUUAACUGUUCCCCACAAAGUCCUGGCCCCAGUUUUUCAAAAGCUGGAGAGCGCUAUAUCCACUGGAUAAAUCACCAUCCAACAAAUAAGUGUUAGGGAAACCACUGGAUAGUGUUAUCCACCUUUUAAACAACUGGGGCCAGGGGUUUCCCAUUGGGGAUGGUAAUAGCUACAUUCAUUACAUUGAUAAACUUGAACCAUUUAAAACCUUUGUGUUUCUUGGUGUUUUGGAAACCAUUGUAAGUUGGUGUUUGCUUUUGUGUUGUGGUGUGGGUAUUGUUUAUUGUCUUUUCAAUCUUUUGUAUGACAUCAUGGGUGAUUACACCUGUCGGCAACACCAAGAAACUACCUAAAAACUUAAGCCUUAGUGCUUUAAGUUAUUGUGACCCUUUUAGUUCAAUUAUAGCAAAAAAAGUGGGGACCAAAAUUGCUGUGAAAAUUGCCAUUUUGGCGUAGUGUGUUCUGCUCUACGAUUAUGUGUCAAGCAGCAAUGUUUUUAUUGCUUUGUGGUUAUGGUCCUUUUAAGUUUUCUGUGAGAUCAUGCACCCUUAAAAUAAUAAUUGCAUGUCAAAUUUGAUUGAAGUACCAGUAGUUGGUAAGGCAUUUCCAGUGUUUCUCUUUAACUCAUGAUGUACUAUUUUAUUAUACUUUUCUGGGGAUUAAUAUUUUCUGUUUGGUGACUGUAGCUCUAUAGCUCUGUAGCUCUGUGCUGCAGAGAGGACAUCAGAAAGAGCGCGUUGAAAACAUGAAAUAACAAAAUGGUGAAAAUGAAGAAAUGAUGAAAUGGCAAAAUGACUAAAAUUAUUUAGAAAUAAUACAUAUUUCAUUUUCUUUUACUGGGUUUUCUCCCUACAAUUCAGUUGGUGGAGUUGCUUCUCGACCCCACAGCUCUUCUCUGUUUCGCAGCCAUAAGAUCUAGAGGCUCUGUUGACGAGAUCGUUGUCAGGCAGACCUUGUGUGAUGUGUGUGCGCAAGCUCAUCAUAUGCGCCGAAAAUAGCUCUUUCGUGGGAAAAUUAACUGAAGUGUCAGCGGUGACAUCGAGCUGGCGGAGUGUAUUACAAAGUGAAGCUACAACUGUUACGUAUGUGAGGAUGGGGAAGUAAAAAGUCCAUACUUGAAAAAAGGAUUCUAACAGCUCUCCAAAUAAAUAGGGUGUAUAAUUUUGUGUGAGUCUGUCCUAAUUAUUUUAUUAUCAACAGGGUAUUGCAUGCACAAUUGAUUUGAUUUGCUUUGUUUACUCUACUAACCCCUUGUAACUUCUACAAAGGCAAUGACCAGAAGUGAAUUUGCCCUGACUAAUGCAAUUGCCAAUAAAUGGCUUUAAAGGAAAACAAUGGCAUUUUGUCCUUUUUCCUAAACAGGGUAAUAAAAUUGAGGGUGUUGUCCUAAACAGGCUAUGUAUUUUUAGGAUUUUUUGACCUAAGCAGGGUUAGGGUUUCAAAAUUUUAGUAGAUCACCUACCCUGGGAAUGAGAAAGAUCAUGUGACUCUAACUAGUCACAAACAGAAAUUGACUGUACUGCAAUGGCAAAGCAAUUUUGAUAGGUUUUGUAUGCUGAGCAGAGUUUUGCCAGUUCAAAGAAAGCAAAAAAAAUAAUGACUGGGCUCCAAAAAGGAACAAGUAGUCAGUUGUUUUUACUGUUUAAGAAAGCCAUUUCAUCACUUUGCCAUUUCGUCAUUUUGCCAUUUUUUGUUUUAAACACGCCCCAUCAGGAAGGGCAGGAGAGAAUGGGAUUUGGCUGUGGUGAAAUGCAACCUGGAGAAUAAAAAAAAUUCUUUUGCUUCCUCUUUCAGUGAUUUUGCAUUUUGCAUUUUGCUCUGCAUCUUACCCUUUGUGUGGAUGUAUACUGGUAAAGGGAAUCCAUUUUUUCAUCUUCCCUUUCUAAUAAUGAUUAACUGGACUAGUACGACUAAGGUGAUUAAUGCUUUAGUUUAGUGAAAUAAUAACUCACAUUGUUGCACACUCAUGAGAAUUAACUUUCCAUUUUUUCUUAAAAAUAUAUAGGGGUUUACAAACCUCGAGUACGCUGUUAUGAAACAUCAGAGCUCUGCAUGAAGUUUGAACGAUGCUUGGAUUCUGAGAGUAAGUGUAAAGUCUUUUGCUUCGUUAAAAAAAGUUGUGUGUGUUUACAUUGCCAAAGGAGUUCAAAUUAUAAUAUUAUUGUUGCCCUGAGCUAUUAAUUUGAUUAAUUAAUUUUUAUUGUUCUUUCUUUUUACAGUUGUGAAAUUCCGUAUACUAUCUGAGGACUAUUCAAAGGUGAUUUUUGUACAUGUUAGUUACAGGUCAAAAUGAAAUUCAGGCUAAAAUUUUUUAACCUAGGUUGUUUCUCUAUUUUUUUGUUACUUAUCCCUAAUUAUUCAUGAAUUACGGUCAGGAGGCAAAGAAAAUUGGGAAUCAACCUAGGCUAAAAAAUUUUAACCUGAAUAUAAUUUUGACCUGUAUUACAACAGGCUUUAUAACUUUUUUUUUUUAUUAAAGCAAAGUAAACAAAAUGAUAAUAUCAGCACUUAAGUAAAGAAGUGUAGUAAAGAUCGAAUUGUAGGAAACGCACAAAUUUCCGUGUUGUGCAAAACAACUGCAUUAAUACCCCUGAGUGAUAGAGAAUAAUAAUUAUUAUUUCCUUCAAUUUCAUUUACUAAUUUUAACCUGUGUUUAUUUUCAUUUAAAACGUCUACCACAAAGAUUGGACACUGGCUACACACCUUAAAGUACGUGUCCAUACAAAAUGUAUGUCCCGAGUUCUAAGAAGUAAGAAAGAAAGAAAGAAAGAAAAAACUUGAAUUUCUGUUUGUCAUGUAAAUUAACUCUGGGCAAGUACAUGUGACUCUCAUAUUAUUUCGUAUUGCCUGGCAGCCAUUCCUUGUUUAUAAUUUUGUUUGAGGAUGAUGUGCCUGAACCCUUGCCCACUGGGAAAGUCGGUUGUGAUUACUUACCCAGCAAGAAAAUCUACUCAUCCUAGACUGCUACCGGAUGGGGCUUUUUUCGUGUCCUUGUAUAUUAUGUUAAAAUUUUAGAAGACUAAAAGUAUCCAUAAUAAUAUAUAUUGUUCAGUAUUUUUAGUUUACUAGUAAACUGAUCACUGUUUUUGUGUCAAACAAACAAGUUAAAUUAUGCUUUUCUAAAUAACAGUAAAUAAUAUAGAUCAUGUACACUGUACUUUUUGCACUAAUUGAUUAUACUUUUUAGUAUGGACGGUAUUAUCGCACCAGAAUUCCCAAGUUUGGACGUGAUCUUGUUUAUCAUUACCCAUCAUGUGAUCUUUAUUUAGUUGGAGCAAGGUAAUCUUAAAUAAGUAUUCUUCUGAUGAUUUUUACCACUGUUAGAUAAUACAGAAUUCCCUCCUGGGGCCCGUUUCUCAAAAUGCCAGGAAACAUUUUGUGCCUGAAGGCAAAUAAUGAUAUCCACACCUGUGGAAUAGCAGCACAGUUCCUUGUCCAUAAGCCACUCAAUUUUGCUCUGUUAACUGAUAGUUUCAUUUCAUUAUUUUCAAAAUUAUUGAAACUUUGAUCUUGAAUGUAAAUGUGGCAAACACAAAACUUCUUUCCAGGCCCAAAAAGUUACUGGGACUGUCAAGAAACAGGCCCCUGAAUAGAAUCAGACAGGUUUUUUUAGAUCUGCUAGUAGUUUUUUAUUCAUUUAUCUCACACUGAUCCAGGGCUGUCAUUAAGAGCUGGGGGCCGGGGAUUUCCCCCGGCUACUAUGAAUGUGGUCCCUGGCUACUUUCACUGGAAAAUAGAAGAAAAAUAGAACCAACCUUAGCUGUUUGAUUCCCCACCUUCUUGUUGUAUUUACCCAGCAACUUGAAAUCUUAAUGACAACCCUGCUGAUCCUUCAUUUAAAAUAGUGUUCACCGUCUUUACCUCAGGCUUGUUGUUUUGAUUACAUUAUUUCAUUUGAUUGGUUUAUAACUAUGGUUUAUCACAUUGUAUAAUAAAUUAUUAUUAAUUUUUUUUAAUUUGUAACUCAAAGCAAAUUACAGAGUUCAUUUUUCAACAGUAGUUCUUUUUAUUGUUUAACAGUUCUGAAGUUUACAGAUUAAAUCUUGAGCAAGGACGAUUUUUGAACUCUCUACAGACUAGUGCUGUGUAAGUAUCCUUUUACAGUUAAUUAUAUUUGCCAUAUUACAUCUAGACAGUAUUACAAUAUUUAUUUUGAUUUCAGGGAGAUAAACACUUGUGAUAUUAAUCCAGUUCAUCAGCUUUUUGCUGCAGGAACAGCAGAGGUACUUGUAAUCUUUUUUGAUGACUUCAUCUUGAUAAAUAAAUAAAUUAUGUCAAAAAAACUUGGCAAAUGUACACCUGUAUGGCCAUCUAAAAUUAAAAACAAGCUUGGUCAUUAAUACAGUCAAAUCUUAAUUGGCAAUCAUGCUCAUUCUGGUUUGGUUUAAAAAAACUCUUCACCCUGCAAAAGUUAGCUGGAAAAGUUGUCCUUGACUAUUAAAACUGAUGACGUCACAAGUUGUAGAGGGGACGUAGUUUCCCACGGGCAGCAGUUCAGGGGCAAAUAGGUUAACUAUUACUUAAUUAUUUCUUCCACCCAAUUAUGCAGUACAGCUGUAUAUACAUCAUGUCAAACAGUUUUUUUUGGGCCAAAAAUACCCAAAGUACCGGUAGUCAUUAUAAAAAACUAAGAGUGUUGCAACCAUUGCUUCUUUCUCUUCUCCUUCUUUAAUUUUUUACUUCUGGCUUUUUUUUUCUCCUUUCCUUUUUUCUUUUGCUAGUGCCAUUUUGAGCUUAUCGGGCACGAAAAAAGACCGUGACUUUCGGCCAUUUUUUACUCAAGUGACUGCAAAUUUUGUUAGGUUUUCAAAAUAUUGGCUAGAUCGAUACAUACUUAAAAAUGUUACCUUGUAACUUACACUGAAUCAGGUUGUCACUAAGAUUUCAAGUUGCAGGAUAAAUACAACCAGUAGGCAGGGAAUCAAACAUCUAAGGUUUUCUUUUGGUUCUAUUUUUCUUGUAUUUUCCUUUGAAAGUAGCCAGGGGUCAUGUUCAUAGUAGCGGGGGGAAAUUCCCGGCCCCUGCCCCUUAAUGACAGCCGUGCUGAAUGUAUUUUCAUUGUUUCAGGGCCAUGUAGAAUGUUGGGAUCCUCGAUCCCGUAGCCGGGUUGGUGUUUUGGAUGUUGGAAUGAGUGGACUUGACUUCCAGAGGUACAGAAAACUAGAAUAAUAUUGCAUUUACAUGUAUACUGUAUCUCGGUAUGUCUCCCAUCCUCGGAGACCCAGGGGCAGUCAGUCGGGUCCGGAGAAAAGGCAGGACGAAGGUGGAAGAGCCCCUGGGCACCGACUCUCACCGGACCAUUUCCAAAAAUUCAAGCGGAUUCCGGCUCCUGGCACAAAAAAUGGUUUGUAUUAUUGUGCUCAAUCGGUGAACACAUCUCCUGAGUUCCUUUCGUCUGUUCGUACACGACGGCUAUUGUCUCGCCACACUUGCCCGGUUUGUUCACCAAGCUUGUGUGUGCAAGGGAAACUUUUAUUUUCUACUUUCCUAACCAGAAACAAAGGAACUACCGAUGAGUCGAAAUAACUUUUGGAAUGCUAUCAGCAGGAGCAAUUGAAUCUUUUCCUUCAUGACGCUUCCGAGCUGACGCAGAAGCUCGUCAGUGCACAGUGAUGUGUACACUCAUCUCAGCUGAUGCGUCCAUUGCAUCAUUUUUGGGUCUGCAUUGUUCACUUAGUUCUGGCCUGCACUGUAUUGGCUGAAGAUCGAUAUUGGUCAAUUAUUUAACAAUCAGACUAACCAUACAAACAGCUGUUUUCCUCCCCUUGUUUCUAGGUCUACUGUCAGUUUGUACUUGCAUGACUGUACAUGUACAUGUGUAUUACAAUGUCAUUUUGCAACUGUAGUUAUAACAGACCAUUUUCUAAUGGUUAUUUCAGUUUGGACAAUGUUCCUGCUGUGACGGCACUCUUGUUCAGGGAUGGUCUGACCAUGGGAUUAGGAACCAGUACAGGACAUGUGAGUUCUAAAAACCACACACUGCUUUCUAUAAUACCACCAGUCUUGAACAAAAUUAUGCCUUUGUUUUAAUUUUUUGUUUAAUUUUUGGCUGUAAAACCAGCUGGGAGGAGAAUGGGGAACACGAUCAUGGUGGCCUAGCUUCCACACCAAAAAGCACUUCCACACUCUUAUCCUGCCAGCUUUGCUGAUAGUGUCAAGUGUGUAGAACAAUCACACGAUCAUUUGCUAUUUUUGACAGGUUCUGCUGUAUGAUCUUCGCUCCACCAAGCCUUUGUUAAUUAAAGAUCACCAAUACGGUCUGCCGAUUAACAGUAUUGCAUUUCAAGACAAGCUUGGCGUUGUCUUGUCAGCUGAUUCUAAGAUUCUAAAAAUCUGGGACAGAGAAACAGUGAGUAUAGUUUCUUAUCAAAACUAAUACGUUUGAAGCUAACCACAACGGCCACCUUGGGGACAGACAAAAGUGGCCCUUUUGGAGAGGUGGCCGUUAUGGUGAGGUAGGGGGUGUAAAUAAGAAUUUUGUUUUAGGGAGUACAGCAUGUUUAUUGCGACAAAACUUUGCGUAAAAACAUUUUAAGAAAUUUAAAAAAAAAAACAUGACGACGUUACGACGUUCUCAGAGGUCAUUAUCAAGUCAGAAAAUAGUGUAUAUACUCAGAGUGAGUCCAUUAGUGCGAAACUCUUUGUUUAACUUGUAGCAUAUUUUGACUCGUUACUUUUCUUUUUAAUGAUCUAUUAUAUUUUCUUGUUACGCUCUUGCAGCUUUGCUGCAGUACAAAAAAUUGCAAAAAAUUUUGAAAGAGGUUUACAAAAAUUCGUUUCAAAAUAGCGUUAAAAAGUAUCGGUCCCCGACUUCCACAAAACGAAAAUUAUUUUUUUUUCACGUGAACAACACUCUUAUCCCUUGGUUUUUUAUGCCAUAGGGGAAACCAUUCACAUCAAUAGAACCAUCUACAGACAUAAACAAUUUGUGUCUUUAUCCUGAUUCAGGUGAGAACUGCCAUAACUUUAACAUAAGUACAUGUAAAGGGAAUAGUUAGAUGGUAUCAUUUGUGCUGUAGUGGUUAUGUUGUACAUGUACGUAAAAUCGAUUUAAGGUUCAAUCAGUUUUCAGCCUGGUUUGAUUUCAAAUUUCCCUUGUUUCGUAGCCCUAAUUAUACAUAGGAGAGAAAAGAAAACCUGGUUUAACCUGCGGAAGGAUUUUACCCAGAACGGUUACCAUGAAGCUACGUAACUGCCGUGGCAGUUUUGAUGUUUUCCGGUUUUUCUUGGUCAAGAAAGUUCGCUUUAAAGUAAUAUCUCUCAUAUUUCUCUAAGUGAAUUUAUAACUCAUAGUUCUAUCCCUCCUAUCAAGAUACUUUUCCUUGCGUGUAUGUCUAGUUUUUUGUCCAUGCAUCCUACAGCUGUACAUAGCCAUGUAUUAUGGCCGUACAUCAACAUGUACCAUGUGCGUUGUCACUAUGACUUGUUUGUUUAGCUCAUUGUAUAUUGCAUCGUACUUUUUCAAUAGGUUUGGUGUUCAUGGCAACUGAAUCACCCAAAAUGCUGAUCUACUAUAUCCCGGUAAGUCUAAACUAUAGUCCUUGUAAAUACUCAAGCUUUUUUUAUUUUCGAUACUGUUUCAGUGUAGCUCAGUCUUCAAACUUUUAACUUUUAGUUUCAACUAAUACUAUAGAUUAAAAAUCCAACGGAAAUUUUGUUUAAACCUCUGGGUCCUGUUUAAGUGUGUCUUUGACUAAGGACAGUUUGAAAAGGAGGUUACUAAAAUCGGAAAUCUGGGUUUCAGAACCAUUUUUCCUUCGUUCUUUACGCUUCUUGCCGCUGCCUGUGAGCGGGAAGACCUCUGUCUAGCAUCCAGGAUAUGGCUGGUACGGUCGAAAACGUGACCGGCGCGGUGUGAACACCAUAACCGAAUAAAUUUUUACACGAACAAGGUGCGGAUAAAGUAGCUUCGACAAAAAGCACAACAUAAGCUUACGUCUUGUUUUGUUUUUCCCCUUCCGCUGUAGUUUCGCCGGCUCUCCACAGUUUUCUUUACCGACAGUGAAACAAACGAAACUAUUCCACUCCAUUUCUGAAAUGUUUCUCACUUUUUUAACGAGAAAAAACUCUUUGAGAAAAACUUUUCUCCUCGAAUGUGUGUGAAGCGGCGCUCAGCAACAGGGGCACCCAACGACAAUUUUCGGAAAAAUAUCUGUUCGGAAGACGAUUUAAGAUCUAGAAUUUUCGGAACAUUUGUUGUAAAAUUUCUUGCUUGCCUGCCUCUCCUAGGAUUUUCGAACAUCUAGGAAGUGGUAAAAUUGCCCAUUUUCAACGGAUUUUUACCCUAAAAAGGUCACCUAGAAUUUUCGGGAGCCUUUUUUCUGGCCGAAAUUUUCGAACAGGUAAGUUUUGAUCCCUAUAAUUUUCGGAUCACUAGACUUUCAGCUCUAGGAAAUCCGAACAGAUGAAAAAUUUAUAGGGGAUAAAAAUAUGCCCAUAUCCACCGUUUAAAUACUAAAAUACGUUUAACAAUACUAUGUUUAAGUGGUUUUGAACUAUAUUUUCGUUGGGUGCCCCUGCAGCAAGCUGCAACAAAAUGCGGGAAUUUUAGCGCGAAACUCACACACCUCUGUGGCUUCUUAUUGGACGUAUCAUUUUUCUCACAUGAGAAAAAACAUCGUUCCCGAUUCUGAUUGGACGUAUCAUUUUUUUCACGUGUGAAAACCAUAGUUCACACCUCUGAUUGGCUAGAACUCAUUUGCGUAUCAAAAUUCACAACACAACUUUUUGGUGAGUAUUUCUCAGUAUGUAUAUAAUACAUGGAUACGUGGUAACUUAGUUGGGAGACACCAUUUAAAAUUUGCUAAAGUAACGCCACUGACAAAAGUUAAAGUUCACCCUCGUUCGUUCGUUCCGUGUGAACAAUGCAAAGAAUAUUGAAUGGUUCCGUGUGAACGAAGUGUCCGGUCAAAUUUUUAAGCCGUGUGAACGUAGCUGGAAGUGACAGGGUUGCGUGUGUGAAUAGAACAUCCUAAUGUUUGCGUUGUUGCAGUCUCUUGGUCCAGCUCCAAGAUGGUGCUCAUUUCUGGACAACUUAACAGAAGAGUUAGAAGAAGACCAGCAGCCAACUGGUCAGUGAAUGUUUACUUAGCCUUGAAAUCGCCAUUUAUAGUGGGGGUAACCCCAAUUCUUUCUGCCACCUCGCAAGCAAAUUGCAAGGUGGGACACUUAUUUUGCGGGCAGAAAUCCAUCCCCCCCUCCCUCUUGUCAAACAAGCUUAAAUCCUCCUUGCUGUCUGAGACGCAAAUCUCUGUCAGCGAGUUUUGACACUUACUCUGGUACUAACUUUCCCUGUGAAAAUUAGGACUAAUACAAAUUGGAAGCUCAUUGUUGCCACAUGGAGUUCUUUUGACUUACGUUGUUUGGUCAUUGACCUGAUUUUUCUCCAGUCCUGUACUAAUUUUCUGCACAUACACGUUAAUCGCCCACAAGGCCGGAUUUUAUACCUUAAUGUUUGUUCUUUAUGUUUCUUUACAGUUUAUGAUGACUACAAGUUUGUGACUAAGCAAGACCUGGAGAGUUUAGGUACAGUGAAGCUAUAGUAUGGAAUAGUUCUGAACUACUGACCGAUCGUUACGUCUGUUUACUUAGCUCUAUCGUUUCAAUUUUUAUUGUUAUUCACAUGGUACAUGUAUUUCAUUAGGCAUCGUGACACAGCUGUUAGCAGCUAUCAUUUCCAGUUUUGCCUUACAAUAGCCGUGGCUAAAUGACACCCUGUAAAACAAUUAAAUCACCUUUCUUCCGCCUCUUAAUGACAUUCUUGAGUGUGCACGUGUCGAUUGGAAUGUUGCUUUCCUUGGCCGUCACCUGCACUCUAUUGGGGAGCCAACCACAUCAUAGGUAUCAGCUACAAUUAGGGUCAUCCGCCGAGAAAAGCUGAGUUUCACUCAAUAAGAUUGCAUUGUAAUCUUUUAACUUUUAAUCUUUUUGUAUCCCCUAGGUCUGGCACAUUUGAUGGGUACCAACCUAUUGCGGGCCUACAUGCACGGAUACUUUAUAGACAUGCGUCUCUAUCACAAGGUAACCAUGGUAAUUCGUACUCGGAAAGUUUGAGUGUAGUUGUACACAUUCUAGAGUAUAGACGUAUAUACUGUCAGUUAUUUACUGACAGCACUUGGUUGAAGUUGAUGUUGACGUGGUCUGGAUAUUGGUGUUUCUUUUUAAAUUUCUUCCCAGGCCAAAUCUAUAGCCGAACCUUUUGCAUUUGAAGAAUAUCGCAAGAAACGCAUCCAGGAUAAGAUUGAGGAGGAACGCGCCAACAGGGUCAAGCUAAAGGUCGGCAAAAUUAAGGUGUCCUUUACUAGUAUGUUCGUUUUAAAACGAUGCUAUAUUCGCAUUAUCAUGAGCGUUGGACACAGGUGGGAAGAGGUAUAUGUAAUCAGAUUGGAAACUAAUACUUACACUGCUUUUUGUCUUUUGCUAGAAACUUCCCAAAGUAAACAGAAACUUGGCGGAAAAACUGAUAGAAGAGAAGAGGGAUACUAAGAAACAUACGGUUUCGGUAUGUUAUUGUAAUCUGCACUCUAUGUCUUCUUUUUCUUCUUCUUUCAAGAAACCCCCACCUCCUUCAAAAAUGAAGAUUCUUGUGUCAAAGAGUGUGAGAGUAUAUGUAGAGUCAUUCACGUAGACGUGUGGGAUUACAUGUAGAUGUAGAUUACAUGUUUUCCGUUUUCAGUUCAUAUUUAAAAGGUUAUUUUCAACUGAUUUAAAACGUUGACACCCUUUUCGGCAUAGUUUUUAAUAUUUUCGAAGUCGUUUGCAUUGCUGACUCGGGCCCUGUCCACACUUAUCCGUCUUGGUUUGAAAACCACGGAGAUUUUUUUUCCUCCGUUUUCAAAAAAAUACGCGUCCACACGUAGCGUAUUCGAAUCGUUUUAGCCCGUCCAUACGAAAACGCUAAACAAUGGAAAUACGAUAGCACCCCUCACAGAGUAUGCAUUAUGCUAGUAGUAUGUAUAACAUCAUCGUAUUCGAAAACCUCCGUUUUCAUCCGUCCACACGUAAACGAGCGGCCAGCGUUAUCUACACUCCAGGGAGCGUUUUUGAAAAGAUGCGUCUUCGGUGACCGUUUUCCCGGAAUGCGUGUGGACGGUAGGCCAAACCGGAGGAAAAAAUCUCCGUUUUUAAACAAAAACGGAAACGUGUAGUCGGGGCCUCAGACUUUCAAGUAUUUGCCUUUAUUAUUCCGAGUUGUUUACGUGUGGCUUUGCUUCGUUUUUCAGUCUUCUGACGUCAGCAAUCCUUUGGGAGAUGACAGAUUCUCGGCCAUGUUUUUGAACCCAGACUUCCAGGUGGACGAGGAAAGUGAGGUAAAGCGAACUUACACCGCUCCAGUGUUCUAUAAUAUUUAUCAAGAUACUCUUAAUCUAAGAAUGUUUUUUUGCGCUCUAGAAACUCAAAAGCUCUGAAAAAAAAAACGGUCGAUUAUGGCCGGCGCUAAAUUGCCAUCCGACUAUGGUACCAUUAUUGAUAAGAGGUUCAGAAAAUCAAGAUAAAUUUCUCCCAAGAAUAGCGGAAUUCAAAACGUGCCCGUUGCCCGUUGCACAACCUUUUAUGACAUACAUGUAUGAAAAUGAGUGUGAAUUAAAAUUCAUCUUCAUAUACAAGGGUGAGUACCAACAGUGGUUUUUGAAAAUGAGGCUAAAGAUAAAUCGGCGAUAGCUUGAUGUCUCUUUCAUGGAGCCCGUUGAGAAAAGGUCAAAAUAACUGGAUAUUGCUCCUUAACUUAGCACAACUAACAAACGUACCACACUUAAAAGGACUGACCUUUUCAGCGUUACCUUAGAGUCCUUAUUUUAGAGGGCGUCGUCCAUUUUCAUCAUGUACAAAUCUGUGAGGCCUUAAUUCUUUAUCUUUUAUGUUACCUCGCACCUCACCAGCCUGCGCGUAGAUGUCUCAUAUUUCCACUGCGCACGCGUUUGCACCCCGAAAGUCAAUAAAAACCGUUACGUUGAUGGUAAAAUGGUAUAAAACACGAAGAAAGUUUUCUCCACGCCUUAUCUUUUUGGAUGGUGAAGGGAGACAGAAAUUUUGCCUCUUUAAUCUUACUAAUUUCAUCUGUUAAGGUAAAUAGAAACCCUUGAAGAAUUUUAUGUAACUGCAAGUGAAAUUGUCCUUAUAUAUUUUUUUGAAGGAAUACAAACUUCUUCAUCCAGUGGUUUCCAAGCAUGAGAGAGAAAAACAAAAGCGGCAGAAGGAAAAGCAGAAGUUACUGGAGCAGUUCGAUGAAAUAGAGGUCAGGGCUGGAAAAAUUAAUGAUAUCUUCAGUCCGAAAAAAAUAACUCACUUCCUUGUACCAAGGAAGAGUAAAAAGUAUUCUGCCUAAUUAUUUUAAAGCAUUCUUAAAUGGGCCUUUGAACAUUACAAAAUUGAAAGUUUAACAAAAAAUGAUAACUGAAGAUUUGUUAGGCAACCAUAACCCUUGAAGCAGCCCUAAUACCAGCGUUUAUGUUCUCCGCGCCAUUUUCCACAUUUUAAAUUUAGAUAUUUUAUCUGAUUAAGCUAUUUUAGUGAAAGGAGAAAUUAGAUUCCUCACUGGUCACUGUUAGGUUUACUAAUUAAAUAAUCCCGGAACUCUCACUACUGGUUACUGGACUUCAUGCUUCGAAAGUACAAUUAGAUUUUCUUAUUCUAUAGGCGAAUCUUGCUACAUUUCAUUUUUGCUGAUAAGAAUACGAAAUAUUGGGACAUCGUCCUAUAUAAAAGUUAAGGUCAAAAGUUGAAAGAGCUCGUCAACUUGAGCAAUAUGUGUAAUUUUAAGCUCUUCCAAGCAAUAUCAAAGGAAAUGGCAGGCAUCGAAAACUUCGAAAUUGCUGUUUGGUAAAAACAUUAAAGAGCCCAUAUAUUUUUGUAAAAUUUCGAUUUUAUGGAGAUUAUCUCCAAAAUAUUCGGUAUCUUGGGCUAAAAUUUUCAGAGACAACUAGUAUGGUUAUGCUCUUUAAAUAUUCAAUCUUAUUUUUGUAAUGGCUUGAUCAGAAAAUUAUAAGAUUAUAUGUAAAUGAGCCAAGGAAUGUAAACAAAUUUUCACCCAUAGGAACCGGAGGGUAUCCCUAGUGAGGAGGAAGAAAGCAGCAGCUCAGAAGACGAGAGGGAAUGGCGCAAGGAACUCAAGAGACAGAGCAAAGAAGCUAGAAUAAAUGAAGAGAAACAAGCUACCAGCAAACCAAAGUUUUACGAAUUAAAAUCAGGCGAAAACUUUAAAACCAUAAAGUCUACCAAAGACGUGUUGACCUCAAAACAAAAGAAGUAAGUAUGACACGAGAAUCUUUGGCCAAAUCGCAGAUCCUGGGUAUAUUUUUCCAAACCCUGAUUAGAGGAUCAUGCCUCCCAAUAAAUGGCGGACGAAUAUAUUUUUCACCUGAUCAAUCAAUUAAUCAAUCAAUUUAUUUAAAGUCAUUGCGUGGGAUUGAGGUUGCCCUCAGUAUCCGCGCCAGGGGCUCCUGUAUGAAACGCAUGACAAAAUGUCGUGUCCGGAACUCGUCUCAGUGAUAAAGCCUGGGUACGAGAUUUAUUUUUCACCUCGCGUUUUGUGAUCUUGCCGUCCCGGUGAACAUGUGUCAUAUGCAAACGAAAACUCAAAUCUAGUGCAACUGGGAGGAAGCAGCAACGCAAGAACCGGAAAAAAAUUCCAUUUUCUUACGUUUGUUGUCUUGCGCUUGAGUUUUGGACACGUGUGUGAACCAGUUACUUAUGAACAGUUACGAAACUUAGCUUAUUUUCAGUAGGAGCAAUUAUUUAUCAUCUGUUUCCCUUUUAAUCGAAAUAGCAAUCUGAUACUAAGGUCGCUGUGAACACUUAGUUACACUAUAAUCAGGUCAAGUUAGCCAUGUCAUAUUAUGUUCGGUACUAAUUCUUAGUGCAUAAAAUUCAAUUUCCCACAAAGUCAAAAUGGGAGUGUUUUGUUUUGUGUGUGUAGGGUAUCCCUUGGUAAACGUCUUCAGCAUGAAGAGAGUUCGGGUGUGAUCCGAUCAACAGGUUCAUCCUCGGGUGAAAAGGAGAUUACUUUUCAAGUAGAGAAGGUAAAAAAAGGACAUCUGUCUCAAUUUAACGUUACUGGUUUAACCAAUUUUUAUAACGAUUCUCUUAAAGAUUGAAAUGUACUUGCUUAACCUUGUACCUAAUGAAAACAGUCAUUUUAAAUUAUUGUUUUGUAUGGAAAGACAAAUACAAAUUGCAGCAGUAUUUUAGGAUACUGUAGCAGUUUAUUGCCCUUAAAUGAAGAAGGGCGUAAUUGAUUUUUUCUUUAAUUCACUGGUAUUUUUUACUGUCGUUCUUGAGUUAUUGUGGUGUGGGGUAAUUGUGUGAACGUAAUAUCCUAAGCGAUCAUGGUUACUUUUUGAUAAAGGCCAGAGUUUAAGCGAGACUUGGCCUGAAACAGCUUUUAAUGCGGAAUUUUAAUAAGAAAUAAUAAUUGUUUUCUAACUGCAUGCAACCACGUUUUCUUUUUCCCGCCAUGCAUCACGCGUCGAAAUAAGCGACUCUAUUGCAUUCAUCACAAUUAUUGUUUUCUUUGUAGAGUAACAAAGAGACAAGGAGAGAUGAAGAAAUUCGUGCUCAUGUCAAGGAACGGAAAAAGCUUCGUCGAUCAGCUAGUAGUGUUCUGGGGAAUGAGAAACGAAAACCAGUGUUCUGGAGAGGGAGGAGGGUUAGAUAA
Porites evermanni is the source of this 15472-nucleotide messenger RNA. The record is from the annotation of a GenBank genome assembly. NCBI's taxonomy places the organism in Eukaryota, Metazoa, Cnidaria, Anthozoa, Scleractinia, Poritidae.